AAAAGUUUAUGUUGAUCUAGAUUAUUUUUGAUUUAGUUCGUCGUGGAAAUUUGUAAGGAGAGGACGUACAUCAUGUCUGUUGCAUAUAAACUUGGUGAUUUAGUUUGGGCAAAAAUGAAGGGGUUCAGCCCUUGGCCCGGCCGGGUUGCCAUCCCUACUCCGGAGCUGAAACCUCCAAAGAAGGCAAUGAAUGUACAAUGCAUUUACUUUUUUGGAACUAAUAAUUACGCCUGGAUUGAAGAGCAUAAUAUAAAGCCCUACCAGGAACACAAGGAGCAGUUGAUCAAGUCCUGCAAAACCGCAGCAUUUAAGGAAGCGGUCGCCCAAAUUGAGGAAUAUAUUGAGAAUCCUGAGAAAUUCGGUGAUUUCGAUGAACACGCUCGUAACCCUGAAGAGGAAUUCGACAAACUAAAAGAUGUCAUGAAAGAGGACAGCUCCGACGAGAAACCACCGGAGGAAGAGAUCACUACCCCCGAGGUUAAGAAAAAGAGCGCCACGCCUAAGAUACGUUUGGGCAUUUCAAAGGUGAAGUCUAUCAAGCGCUCAUCCUCGACCGGUCUCAAGGGGACGCCACGCAAGAAGGUUAAGAGCAUCUCCCGCUCGUUCACGGACAGUGACAUGGCGAACGAGAAACCUUCCAUGUUGAAUCACUCGUUUUCGAAGAAGUCCAGUCUCUUGCAUCGUCCAUCGAAUAUACUGAGACCUGAGACGCCUCCGCUGGACUUGGAGAACGUAUCGGAGACGCUGCUGGAGAAGAACAUCAAGGCGAGCCAGAUGAAGUUCGGCUUCCUCGGGCUGGGCAUCAUGGGCGGCGGCAUCGUGAAGAACUUGCUGAACUCGGGACACAAGGUGCUCGUGUGGAACCGCACCGGGGCCAAGUGUAAAGAUUUCGAGAAGGUUGGCGCCACGAUUGCUGUAACACCCUGCGAUGUUGUUGAAGAAGCGGAUAUCACAUUCUCUUGUGUUGCCGAUCCACAGGCUGCUAAGGAGAUGGUGUUCGGCAAUUGCGGAGUCCUUCACUGUCCAUCUCUAGAAGGCAAAGGCUAUGUAGAGAUGACGUCCAUCGACGCCGACACGUCGCACGACAUUGUCGAAGCUAUAAGUGGGAAGGGAGGCAGAUAUCUUGAAGCUCAGAUCCAGGGCUCCAAGACGCAGGCGGAGGAGGGCACGCUGAUCGUGCUGGCGGCGGGCGACCGCUCGCUGUUCGACGACUGCCAGUCCUGCUUCAAGGCCAUGAGCAAGAACUCCUUUUACCUCGGUAGCGAGAUCGGCAACGCGUCCAAGAUGAACUCCGUGCUGCAAGUGGUGGGCGGCGUGUCGCUGGCGGCGCUGGCCGAGGGGCUGGCGCUGGCCGACCGCGCCGGCCUCAGCCAGGCCGACCUGCUCGACGUGCUGGCGCUCACGCCGCUCGCCUCGCCGCACCUCAUCCUCAAGGGCAGGGCGAUGAUCGAGUCGUCGUAUUCCACCCACCAGCCGCUGACUCACAUGCAGAAGGAUCUGAAACUGGCCCUGGGGCUGGGCGACGCGCUGGAGCAGUCGCUGCCGCUGACGGCGACGACCAACGAGAUCUUCAAGCACGCCAAGCGCCUGGGCUACGCCAACCACGACGUGGCGGCCGUGUACAUCCGCGCGCGCUUCUGAUCUGUGGAGGCGUCUCCCCCCCACCUCCUACCUUCCAUAUGAGCGUCGCCACCGUUUCCACCCCCAUCGUGCCGCGUGAAUGGCGCGUCGUAUAUCGUCGUCGUGAGAGUAAUCGUUGACUGUAAUGAGCGAUGUAGACCAAUGGAGCGAUAGAACAGUGCAUAUAUACAUUUAUUUUAUUGUCUCGCCGUCGGUUCGUUGUCGCAUCUCAAUAUUUCUCAAUGUUGUAAUGUUGGUCCCCCGUGUUAUAUUAACGAUUCGUUUGAUCGAUGUUAACCGUAAGUUUGAGGAGUUAUCGACGAUAUUAAAAGAAUUACUUGAUUUAUAAUUUAAGUUAUCUUAAUGAAAUGAUAAUAAAAUCGAUUUUAGUACA
Molecule: messenger RNA, 2014 nt
Organism: Vanessa tameamea
Lineage: Eukaryota; Metazoa; Arthropoda; Insecta; Lepidoptera; Nymphalidae
Gene: Ndf
Product: cytokine-like nuclear factor N-PAC
Exons: 12
Coding region: 73-1641 (522 amino acids)
Molecular function (GO): NADP binding; NAD binding; oxidoreductase activity, acting on the CH-OH group of donors, NAD or NADP as acceptor
Source: RefSeq, a predicted model, not a curated record